This is a messenger RNA of Leptinotarsa decemlineata (Colorado potato beetle), 4599 nucleotides long. It is a transcript of the gene Sec31, whose product is annotated as COPII coat complex component secretory 31. Gene Ontology annotation, biological process: COPII-coated vesicle cargo loading; endoplasmic reticulum organization; endoplasmic reticulum to Golgi vesicle-mediated transport. Gene Ontology annotation, molecular function: protein binding; structural molecule activity. Gene Ontology annotation, cellular component: COPII vesicle coat; endoplasmic reticulum exit site. NCBI's taxonomy places the organism in Eukaryota, Metazoa, Arthropoda, Insecta, Coleoptera, Chrysomelidae. The record is from RefSeq and is a predicted model, not a curated record.
UCGGUUAUGUCAUUCCUGUCAUUGUCAGGUGACAUCACAUCAUAUAAAAAUAUUAGGAAUAUACUUUUCAUUAUUUUUGUGGACGUUGUUAUGCAUUAUUUUUACGUUAUGUUAACAAUUUGAUGAGUAAUUCAAAAAAUAAAUAUUUUAUCGUAUACAGCUUUAAAGCAUAUAGUAAAGUGUCGACGUGUCCCUGGUUGUAGUUCCAAUUUUGAGUCUUUUUGUAAUCCCGUAGCUGUCAAAAAGAAUUGAAAGCCACGUUGGAAGUGCUUACCGUGCAUUCAUAUUCCUGUUAUGAAUUAAUUAUUGAUAGAUUGAAGUGAGACUAAUCCAUCAAUAUGAAAGUAAAAGAUAUAGAAAGAACUGCCAAUGUGGCUUGGUCUCCAAAAAGUCAAUAUCCUAUUUAUAUUGCUGCUGGAACCGCAGCACAGCAACUGGAUGCUUCAUUCAACACUAACGCAGCCUUAGAAGUCUAUUCAUUGAGUCUCUCUGACCCAGGGCCAGAUACUCAACUUGUUUCUUCUAUUCCUAGUGACCAUCGAUUCCAUAAAAUAAUUUGGGGAUCCUGUGAUAAUGAACCCAGUGGUACAAUAGUUGGAGGAUGUGAUGGUGGAUUAAUUCAAAUAUAUAGUGCUUCAAAAUUAUUGAAGGGUGAAGAUGCCAUUGUUGGAAAGCAAGAAAAACAUACGGGGCCAGUCCAUGCAAUGGAUUUCAAUAAUUUUCAAAAGAAUUUGUUUGCUACAGGAGCUGGAGAUUCGGAAAUUUUUAUUUGGGAUUUGAAUAAUACUAGUACUCCCAUGUCGCCAGGAGCAAAAAGUCAGCCUCACGAAGAUGUCCUAUCAGUGUCAUGGAAUAAACAAGUUCAGCACAUCUUGGCUUCCACAUAUCCAUCAAAAUGUGUUAUCUGGGAUCUAAGAAAAAAUGAACCAAUCAUCAAACUCACUGAUACAGUUUCACGAAUCAGAUGGAAAGUUGUUGCUUGGCAUCCUGACGUUGCUACACAACUUUGUCUUGCAUCAGAAGAGGACCAGUCACCAAUAAUCCAACUGUGGGAUCUCAGAUUUGCUACAUCUCCUCUCAAAACCCUUCAAGACCACCAAAGAGGUGUUCUUUCACUAUCUUGGUGUUCAGAAGACCCUGAUUUACUGGUUUCAUGUGGCAAAGACAAUCGUAUACUUUGUUGGAAUCCUAAUUCCAAUCAACAAAAUGGAGAGGUGCUAGCAGAGGUAGCUAGAACUAACCAGUGGAGUUUUGAUGUCGUAUGGUGCCCCAGGAAUCCAGCUCUAAUAGCGUCUCCUAAUUUUGAUGGACAUGUUUCAAUAUAUUCUUUGAUGGGUGGAAAAACUCAGCAAAUUCAAACUACAAAUAAAAUAGCAGACAGUUUUCCUGGAAUGGAAGGAUAUGUCCAGGCACCAGUUCCUCAACAAAAUACUGCUCCUGUCAGCGUUGACUUGAGUAAACCUCCCAGAUGGUUGAAGAGACCGGUUAGAGCCAGUUUUGGGUUCGGGGGAAAACUCAUUACUUUUGAAAAUGAUAAGGAAGCAAUUGCUCAAGCCUUUCAAAAUGUCCAAGCAGGCCAACCUCCAGCGGUAAUUCACAGAACUGUUCAAAUAAGUCAGGUUAUUACUGAGGCCGAACUUGUCAAGAAGUCAGUAGAACUAGAAAAGGCAUUAGAAUAUGGCAAUUUCACAGACUACUGUCUGGCAAAAUCAGAAGAUAUGAAUGAUCAGCACAAAAGGUACAUAUGGUAUUUUCUCAAGGCUAAUUUUGAAGAUAGUCCUAGGAGAGAGCUUCUCAAUUUGUUGGGAUAUAGUAUCGAAGACAUUAACAAUAAAUUGAAUCAGUAUGUAACGAAAGAUGAGCAGAAUAUUGUGGAUGGAUUAACAAAUGAUUUUGAUAAUUUAAAUAGGAUAGAAAAUUUUGCAGCCACUGAUGCUUCAAGUUCCACACCUCUGCAAAAAGAUACAAAAAAGACUGAACUAUUCAAAAUAAAAACAAAUGACGACACUGAAGGCCUUAUAACACAAGCACUGUUGAUGAAUAACGUUGAAGCUGCAGUCGAACUCUGUUUGCAGGCAAAACGUUUUGCUGAUGCUCUCAUAAUAUCAGCAACAGGAGGUCCUGAUUUGCUGGCAAGAACCCAACUCAAAUACUUGGAACAGACCAAUGACUAUGUCUCCUCCCUGAUAUCUGCAAUCGUUUCCGAAGAUUGGAGUUCCAUAAUCAAUAAUUGCGAAGUGAGCAGUUGGAAAGAGGCCCUUGCUGCUGUUUUAACACAUGCUACUGAUGAUGAUCUCCCAGUUCUUUGCGAAUUAUUGGGCAAGAGGUUGGAAGAAGAAAGUAAAAAUGAUCCAAAAUUGUCGGAGGAUGCUCAACUCUGUUACAUUUGUGCUGGCAGCUUUGAAAAACUUGUUUCGAGUUGGAGUGAAAAUGCAAUGCAAUCAACAAGUAGCCUUCAGGAGUUGAUAGAGUUGGUGACGUUUUUACAAAAAGCCAUUGAAAGACAAGGGAGGCAAGUACAGGUCUCAGGUGCUUUAGCAGAUCUACUUUCUCAUUACGCUUCCCUUCUGGCAUCCCAAGGAAGCCUCACCACCGCUAUCAACUACCUAGGUUCUUCUAACAACGAGAAGGUUGCGUCUCUGAGAGACCGCCUUUAUGUAGCCCUUGGUCAGAAGCCAGUGAAUGUUCAGGAAGUACGACAGCAGCAAAGUAGAAGAAGUAGUCAUAGACAAUCUUUCUCCAGUCAAAUAACGAACGCAUUCAACAACACAAACCCAUUUCACAGUGCCCAACAACAGUUCGGUCAACCAGGACAAACUGCGGUAAAUCAAGCUCCUCAUUUUGGACAAAACCAGUUCAAUACAGGGCUUCCUAAUUCGGGUUUGAAUAAUCAACCUUGGCAGACUCAAGCUGUUGCCUCUGCUGGUACUUAUACUCAGCCACCAAAACCCUUUUCACCAGCACCUCAAGUACCACCACCAAGUCAUCCCCCUAGACCUACUAGCGUAGGAUCUUCCCAUGGUGGCUCUGCUGGGUUACCAUCAAGAAAAUAUGUUCUUGACCCAUCAGUUUCUUCUAACUCAUAUGGACAAAUAGCAAACCAGUUUCCUCCACAACCUGUGAAUUCUUACCAAAAUAACACCUUUGCCAACAAUUCAUACACUCAACCUCCAAUCGUUCCUAGUUCUACCCCAGGCAGUCAAAUAUUCAAUCCUCUCCUGCCAAGUAAUUCAGCAGUUGUCAAUCCAACAUUCAACCCCACUCCAAUAGAUCCCAACUCGACACCAAUGAUGCCAGUGCAAGGUUUUGGUGGGUCUUCGUUACCGCCACCUCCAACCGCAGAAAUUGCACAACCAAGUUGGAAUACUUUCUCAGCGCCAUCUGGCUGGAAUGAUCCUCCCCCUAUUAGCAGACCACCUAAGCCGCAGGCCAAGCCGGACUUACCUGUAAAUGAACCUAUCACUCAUCCAAUUUACGGCUCUGCUCCUACGCAACCGCUUCCUAUCAAUGGUUAUGAAAAUGUUGCCCCUGGGCAACCUUUCAAUCCUUCAGUUCAUCCUCAAAAUCCCCCAACCGUAUUUCAGCCUCAACCGGUUCUGAACAACUUCACCUCUCCUGGUUUCAACCCUGGCAAUUUCAAUCAAAAUGCAGUCCAAAGCGUCGCCCAGCAGCUUCAAAAUGUGUCCGGUACAGUGAGACCUGAAAAGCCUCAACCUAUUGAAAAGGGUCCCAUUCCAGAGGAACAUAUCCACAUGAAGACGGUUUUUGAUGAAUUGAGAGAUCAGUGCAGCCGUACUGCUAACAAUCCGCAAACAAGAAGAAAAUUGGAGGACGUAGGUCGAAAACUGGAAGCAUUAUAUGAUUCGCUAAGAGAAUACAAGCUAUCCGCCAACACGUUAGGCUCUCUUCAUGAAAUGGUUCAACUAGUUCAAAAUGGCGACUACGCAGGGGGAAUGAAUUUACAUACUCAGUUAGUUUCUGGUCCAGACUUUGCUCAAAUAGCCAGUUUUAUGCCGGGACUGAAAGUAUUAUUACAAUGUGCUUCACAGUUACAAGUGUAUUUAAGAUAGAAAAUAUUUUGUAAUUAGUAUUUCAUUCAAGGUGCAAACAGUGUAAUAACAGCGAACUAACAUGAUUCCAUAGAAGACCUGCUGCAAUUGUAUUAGAUAAGAAAGAUUUUUUUUGUGUCAAAGAUUAAAUCGUUUAUUUUUAUGGUCAAAACGAAACUACAGGUAUACAUGUAUUUAAGAGAAUUAAAUAUAUUAAAUGAAUCUGAAUUCACUUAUAAUCUAAUAGAAUUUCACAGAAAUAUGAGACUAUAAAAGGUGUUUUAUUUUCUGCAGUAAUAUUUUACUCGAUAUUACAAAUUAAUCUUAAAAUUGCAGAAUAUUUCAAUCUUCAGCUUCAAAAGAUAAUUUUUACUUUCAAUAUUGUUGGUAUAUAAUUUUAUGACUAUGUUAUAUAUUUUAUCGUUCUGUCAACUGAAUACUAGGCUUGUUAUGAAUGUUUAAUUUUCCAUUCAAAUUUCCAGAUAAUAAUGAGAUUGUGAACAUAUAUUGAAAGUUUAUAAGGUGCUUUCUAAUAAAAAGUUGAUAGAAA